CUCACACCACAGUCAUCUUUAGGCCCACCUGCUCCUCCAAAGCCCCCUGGCGGGCCAGCCUUGCCUGCCGAGAUGACGUCUCGGCGCCUGGGAGGAGCAUCACGAGGGGCAGCCAGCUGGAGGCUUGCCCAAAGCCGUGCUUCUUUCGGCCUCCGUCCUCCGUACAAAGCUCGACCCCUGAUGUUCUGGACAUUUACACUGCAGAAGCAAUUUGUUUCUCCUUUUACCUCCUUCAAACGCUUUCCCAUACGGAGCUUAUCAGCCUAGCUCCAGUCCCCUGCAGCCCGUAAACCGACACGCUGGCGGGUGAUCGAUCGCUAUCGGAUUCGCGAUGUCCCUUUUCUCAGCCCAGCUCCACCCCGGGCGAGCCUUGGGCUUUUUUGUACUUGGUGCAUUUCUUCAUGAUGUCUUGACGCGCAUCAAGGCUGAACCUCAACGGUUUCCAAAGAUGGAGGUCUACCAACCCCAAGACCCGGUGAAAGAAGGCGUUCUCAUCGGCUUGCCGGCAAACGGGAUACGGCUGCGGUUUGAUGGACCAGAGCAGCGGCUUCGCUUGGUUGAGGUCCUCGAUUUUACAAAGAAUCACAUCUUCUUGAAGCCGGCAGAUGGCAAGGAGCGCGAUCUCGUACGGCCGCCGAGCACCAUCCAAGGCGCCUCGUCGACCGCCGACCCCGUCCCUGGUCCGACAUUCCGACACAUAUAUCAGCGGUUUCUGGGACCAACAUAUGACGGGGAAUACAUACCAAACACAGAGAACGAUGACCGGAACGGCGCCGGCACGUAUGUGCUGUCCUACCCCGGCGUUGGCUUCAUUUUCCCUAUGAAGAAACAGGACUACAGGCCUGAAAAGGACGUCGUGUCGCUGUUACAUUCCUCGGCAGUGCCCGUGGCUAUGGCCGUGUUCAGCGGCGAUUCCUGGGCACAAGCACGCGAGACGCUCUGGACUGAGGUACUGCCCAGCAUCAAGACCUUCCCGCCUCUUGCCAAGGGCAAGGAUGUCGUUCCGGACGAGGUUUCCCUGGUCAAGCUACACGGUGGCGGCAAGCUGCAACUCUUCCGCAAGUGGACUAGCAAUUCCUUCUGGAUAACGCUGGGCGACACGACGCCCCAAGACUUGGUGGCGGAGUUGGGCCCGCCGGACGCCAUUUACCGCAAAAACGACCAGCGCAUGUACAUCCACAAGCUCCGCGCAGCCAGCAACACCGCGGGCAUCAGGCCCAAUGGCAACGACCUCAAGCGGCAGGACGAUCUGACCGACACGGACCAGUCAUCGCACCCCGCAUCGGACGAGUGCGAGUCAAACGACAACGACGAUGAUGAUGAUGAGGCCGUCGAAGACGACGACAUUGCGCACGUCUCGAGCGAGUGCUUCUACAACUACUUCUACAUGGGCUUUGACAUUCUGGUGUCGACGCCCACCGCACCGUCCCGCAUUCCUCCAUCCCGGGAAGCGAACCCCAACCCGGACAUCCCCGAAUACCCCUACAAAUCCAAGCACGCCGACCGGCUGGUCGCCACAAAGGUCAUCCUCCAUGGAAACGUGCCCGGGUCGUAUCCCUUUAACCGACACCGGCGGUGCCGCUGGGAGAUUGCCUACCUUGACCGGCCGGCGGACAAUGAGAUCAACUCGGAGACGCCGUUCCCGGAGAUUGAAGAGGCGCUGCGCGAGGAGUGGAAGUCGAUCUACGCAUCCGAAGCCGAUGCGAAACAGAAGCAGCGCGGUAUGGUGCUCAAUAGGGGAUGGGGUGACAGCCCCGGGAGCAGCUGCGAGCUGCUCGGCGGGUGGGAGGAGAGUGGGGGCACCAACCCGGCCGUGGGCAGGAACGGAGGUUUAGACUCGACCACUACGCUUUAUGGUUUCCCCGGUUUGGUUUUUGAGGUGUUGAAGAACGGUUACGUGAGUUCUGUGACUGUCUUUUAGGGAUCGGGACGGGUAUUGGCAUGAUUGGCAUGAUUACAUAUGUACUGGCGUUGAGCGAUUUGUUAAGGGGGACAGGGCGGUAACUCUACAUGGAUUUCACAAUGGGGCUGGAGCAAACGGUGUUAUUCUUGGAUCAAUCUAGGUGUUACAUUUGUGCCCGUUUGCUAGAGCGAUGCUUUGAGUUUGAGAACAUGUAAUAGACUGAAGUUGACAUCGGAGGCGCUUUUGUACUGCAAUCAACCGGCAACUAUAUUGAGCAAGCUUUGAGGGACAAACAUGCAGGGGCAUUUCUUCC
Molecule: messenger RNA, 2216 nt
Organism: Canariomyces notabilis
Lineage: Eukaryota; Fungi; Ascomycota; Sordariomycetes; Sordariales; Chaetomiaceae
Exons: 1
Coding region: 332-1921 (529 amino acids)
Biological process (GO): Golgi to plasma membrane protein transport
Cellular component (GO): trans-Golgi network
Source: RefSeq, a predicted model, not a curated record